AUGCAAAGCUUCAACAGAACCACCGUGGUUACACAGUUCAUCCUGGUGGGUUUCUCCAGCCUCGGGGAACUGCAGUUACUGCUGUUUGUCAUCUUUCUUCUCCUGUACUUAACCAUCCUCAUGGCCAACGUGACCAUCAUGACAGUUAUCCGUUUCAGCCACACCCUGCACACUCCUAUGUAUGCUUUCUUGUUCAUCCUUUCAUUUUCUGAAUCUUGCUACACUUUUGUCAUCAUCCCUCAGCUUCUGGCCCACCUGCUCUCAGCUACUAAGACAAUCUCCUUUGUGGCCUGUGCCACCCAGCUCUUCUUCUUCCUGGGCUUUGCCUGCACCAACUGCUUUCUCAUCGCAGUGAUGGGCUAUGACCGCUAUGCAGCCAUCUGUCACCCCUUGAGGUACACGCUCAUUAUGAACAAAAGGCUGGGGCUGGGGUUGGUUUCUCUGUCAGGACUCACCAGUUUCCUCAUUGCUUUGGUGGCUACGAACCUUAUCUGUGACAUGCCUUUCUGUGGCCCCAACAAGGUCAACCACUAUUUCUGUGACAUGGCACCUGUUAUCAAAUUAGCCUGCACUGACACCCAUGUCAAAGAGCUGGCACUAUUCAGCCUCAGCAUCCUGGUGAUCAUGGUGCCUUUCCUGUUGAUCCUCAUAUCCUAUGGCUUCAUAGUCAACACCAUUCUGAAGAUCCCCUCAGCCGAGGGCAAGAGGAAGGCCUUUGCCACCUGUGCUUCUCACCUCACAGUGGUCUUUGUCCACUACGGUUGCGCAUCUGUCAUCUACCUCCGACCCAAGUCCAAGUCUGCUUCAGACAAGGAUCAGUUGGUGGCGGUGACCUACACAGUGCUCACUCCCCUACUCAAUCCUCUUGUCUAUAGUCUGAGGAACCAGGAGGUAAAGACUGCACUGAAAAGAGUGAUAGGAAGGCCCAUCGCUACCAAGAUGAGUUAA
Messenger RNA from Dipodomys ordii (Ord's kangaroo rat), 948 nucleotides. Its product is annotated as olfactory receptor 10T2. Gene Ontology annotation, molecular function: G protein-coupled receptor activity; olfactory receptor activity. Lineage: Eukaryota; Metazoa; Chordata; Mammalia; Rodentia; Heteromyidae. The record is from RefSeq and is a predicted model, not a curated record. Bases 1 to 948 code for a protein of 315 amino acids. Gene Ontology annotation, cellular component: membrane. The transcript has a single exon. Gene Ontology annotation, biological process: G protein-coupled receptor signaling pathway.